Penicillium pulvis is the source of this 1749-nucleotide messenger RNA. Its product is annotated as sugar porter family MFS transporter. Bases 1 to 1749 code for a protein of 582 amino acids. Gene Ontology annotation, biological process: carbohydrate transport; transmembrane transport. Lineage: Eukaryota; Fungi; Ascomycota; Eurotiomycetes; Eurotiales; Aspergillaceae. The transcript has 4 exons. Gene Ontology annotation, molecular function: carbohydrate:proton symporter activity. Gene Ontology annotation, cellular component: plasma membrane. The record is from RefSeq and is a predicted model, not a curated record.
AUGAAGAUUCCUUUUUUCAAGAAGCAGGGGGAAGGGGACACUUCCCCACCUUCUACAGAUAUAUCCACGGAGGUCGACCACGAGAAACGGAGAAGUAGUUCGUUUGACGAGUCCCGUGUGCCAUGGGUAACAUGGCGAUCAUUGACCUUGGGAGCAUUUGUCUCCAUUGGUGGUGUCAUUUUUGGAUAUGACACCGGUCAGAUUUCUGGGUUUCUGGAGAUGAAGAAUUACAAACAUCGCUAUGGCCAGCAGAAGAGUGAUGGGACUUUCUAUUUCAGCAAUGUCCGGUCUGGGUUGAUCGUGUCUCUGUUGUCAAUUGGAACCCUCAUUGGAGCUCUCAUAGCUGGCCCUUUGGCGGAUCGAAUUGGCCGUAAAUGGUCAAUAUUUGCAUGGUGUAUUAUCUUGCAUGUCGGUCUGAUCAUCCAGAUCUCUUCACCUUAUGGAAAAUGGUAUCAGAUGAUGAUGGGACGAUUCGUCACUGGCUUCGGUGUAGGAUCAUUAUCGUUGCUAGUCCCCAUGUAUCAGGGUGAAAUUGCACCAAGACAUAUUCGAGGUGCUAUGGUCUGUUCGUACCAAUUGUUUGUCACAUUGGGUAUUUUUGUUGCGUACUGCAUCAAUUUUGGCACAGAGAGCAUGGAUAGCACAGCGUCUUGGCGAAUUCCAUUGGGCAUUACUUUCCUCUGGGGUCUGCUGUUGGGACUUGGCAUACUUUUGUUCCCCGAGAGUCCACGAUAUGAUUACCGGCAUGGGCGUGUGGCCGUCGCAAAGACCACAAUGUCCAAGCUAUAUGGCGUGCCUGAGAACCACCGAGUCAUAGUCCACGAAAUUCUUGAAAUUCAGGGUCAGCUGGAGACUGAAAAGGGAACGAGAGGGGGGUUGUAUGAUUGGAUUGAGAUGAUGCAGGCCCCACGGAUGCCAUAUCGUAUCGCUCUCGGCAUGGGGCUUCAGGCUUUGCAGCAACUGACCGGUGCCAAUUACUUCUUUUACUAUGGAACGGUUAUCUUCAACGGAGCUGGAAUUAGCAACACCUAUGUCACGCAGAUGAUCUUGGGUGGUGUCAAUUUUGGUACCACGUUUGGAGGUCUAUAUGUCAUCGAGCACUUUGGCCGGCGCAAGUCACUGAUCACUGGUGGCAUCUGGAUGUUCGUCUGUUUCAUGGUGUUUGCAUCAGUGGGGCACUUCUCCCUUGACGUGCAAACUCCAGAAAACACUCCAGGUGCCGGCAAAGCGAUGGUGGUUUUUGCGUGUCUGUUUAUCACUGGGUUUGCCAUGACUUGGGGCCCGAUGGUGUGGGCUAUUGUGGCAGAGCUAUACCCAUCGCGGUAUCGAGCCAAGGCGAUGGCACUGGCCACAGCUUCAAACUGGAUGUGGAACUUCUUAAUUGGGUUCUUCACUCCAUUCAUCACGGGGGACAUCGACUUUGCCUAUGGAUAUGUAUUUGCUGGGUGCCUCUUCUUCGCAGUCAUAGUUGUGUACUUCUUCGUCAUUGAGGGUAAGGACAAGACUUUGGAGGAGAUGGACAUGAUGUAUGUGAUGCGGGUACCACCUUGGAAGAGCAGCAAGUGGACGCCACCGGCACCAGAGCAUCAAAUCACGACGAACCAGCUCAUGGACCGACGAGUGGCAGAACAGUAUGAUCUCGAAGAAGACGCCGAGGCCAACAAGAAGCAAGCUGAGACGCCGGGCCAUUUGCAUGCAGAGGAUCCUUCUGGUGCAGGUGCCGGAGUAGCAGGUCCCUCUGCAGCUUAA